Messenger RNA from Coccinella septempunctata (seven-spotted ladybird), 1309 nucleotides. RefSeq names its product transcription elongation factor 1 homolog. Gene Ontology annotation, molecular function: RNA polymerase II complex binding. Gene Ontology annotation, biological process: transcription elongation by RNA polymerase II. Gene Ontology annotation, cellular component: transcription elongation factor complex. Bases 76 to 324 code for a protein of 82 amino acids. The transcript has 2 exons. The record is from RefSeq and is a predicted model, not a curated record. Lineage: Eukaryota; Metazoa; Arthropoda; Insecta; Coleoptera; Coccinellidae.
GUUAGUAUAUCUAUGGUUUGGACAUUAGUGGGAUUUAUGAAGGUUAGUUGGAUUGUAAUAUUUUUAUUUUGAAAAAUGGGUAGAAGAAAAUCUAAAAGGAAGCCGGCCCCUAAAAGGAAAGCUAUAGAACCAUUAGACCAACAAUUCAACUGUCCUUUCUGUAAUCACGAAAAAUCAUGUGACGUAAAAAUGGAUAAAGGUCGAAAUACAGCAAGGAUAACAUGCAGAGUGUGUUUGGAGGAUUUCCAAACAACAAUAAAUUUUUUAUCAGACCCUGUAGAUGUUUAUAAUGAUUGGAUAGAUGCUUGUGAACAAGCUAAUUAAAUCUAUUCACCCCGUCUCAAAUGUGGGCAGAAUAGGAGAUGCACAUCAAUUUCAUCAUUGAAUAAAAGUGCACAUUAUAUGAUGUAUGAAGUAGAAUAUUUGUGAACAUUUCCAGAAAUGUGAUCAAUUGUUGAAUGUCACUGAAUGACUUUUUGUUGUGACUAUCUGUAAAAGAGUUCUGUAUGGUGUUUUAUUCAUUUGUAGUGGGCUUAUUGCAUCAUCUACCUGAUAUAUUGAUGAAAUUUUAUUUUUAUGUAAUUGAAAAAUGACUUAUUUGAUGAAAAAAACAAUGCAAAUUUUAUACUUUAUUCAUGAACCAUUCACCCCAAUUCAAAAUCGUGUUUCAGUUAAAUUGAAAAGUACAAAUAUAGAAACAAAAAAUAUUUGAAAAGAACAUCUCAAGAACAAGUUCAGUGCAUAUUUUGGUUGGAUGGUUUCAGAGACAACCUCUCUUGUCUCUGGAUGGUUUUCAUAAUCCUGUUUUUUUCCUUCUGCAAUAAUCAUUUACAACUAUUAGAUUUUUAAGGAACAACUAUGUUACAGAUUUGUUCUUAAGUAAUUCAUAAGAGAUCUUAGCUAGAACAGAUUGGUUGGAUAUAUGUAUCUCGUAUGUUUACUACUAAUUACAUCCAUUGUGACAAUUGUACUAUAAAUAAAAAUUAUCCUCCAUGGCAAUAAGAGAGAUGGAAUCUUUUGCUAAGCUUUUUCACUGAGCUCUUGCAUCAUAAGUAUACAGGGUGGUUCAUUGGGAAAUGUACCUACAGGAAAGGUAGAUGGAAGACGCCAAGGUAUUUCUAAGAAACCUAUAUUAUAUGGGCCUCUCAGGGUGAUUGGUUCAUUUUUCCCCCUUUUCAAAUAUUUUGAUAAUAUACAGGGUGAGUCUUUGACUCAUACAAAUAUUAUAAAUGAAUUACAGGCCCAUCUCCGUUUUUUAAUAUUUCUAAGAUUUUCGAGAUUGUGUUUGAUAAUAGAAUUCUCAUCUUUU